This is a messenger RNA of Syzygium oleosum, 1544 nucleotides long. Its product is annotated as SNF1-related protein kinase regulatory subunit gamma-like PV42b. Bases 150 to 1412 code for a protein of 420 amino acids. Lineage: Eukaryota; Viridiplantae; Streptophyta; Magnoliopsida; Myrtales; Myrtaceae. The record is from RefSeq and is a predicted model, not a curated record. The transcript has 3 exons.
GUUUUCAAUUCGGUCUUUCCCUAAAAUUAUGACGAGGUGCUCCACGUGUCGAUCUAUUAGACUUUCAUGACCCGUAACACUCCACGUGGCAAAAGUAGCAUGAUUUUCAAGCAUCAAGCACGAGUCUGUUCGACACGUACGUGCAAAAAAUGCAAACCCUCCGCACGCUUCUAUGUUCUUCGACCUCCUUGCCAGCUCCUUCAAUUUCACUCCUUAUACGCACACACUCGCAAACUCGACCAGAAGCUACCACCGCCUCCAAAACAAACAUGCAAGAAAUCAUGCAACGGAGCCCCGCCGGUUCAUCCUCCACGCCCAAGCAACGCCUGAGAGAAGAGCCAGUCAGAGAUCUGAUCCUUCACAAGAGACAGCUCGUGGACGUCCCCUACACGGCGUCGCUCGCCGAGACCAUGAACGCCCUCGUGAUCAACCACGUUCUGGCGGUGCCGGUGGCGGCGCCGCCGGGGCGCUGGAUCGGGGCGGGCGGGUCCAUGAUCAUGGAGGCCGGCCAGGAGACCGGCGCCAUAAGGAAGCAGUACAUAGGGAUAGUGACCAUGCUUGAUGUACUGGCUCACAUAGCAGGAGAUGAUGAUGGUGUUGAGAAAGCAAGUGAUGAUCAGAGGGGCUUAGAGAAGAAGAUGGCUGCCCCGGUUUCGUCGAUCAUCGGGCAUAAUCUUGAAGGGCUCAGUCUCUGGACAUUUAAUCCUAAUACUAACAUCCUGGAUUGCAUGGAAGUGCUUAGCAAAGGAAUCCACAGAGCCCUUGUGCCGAUAGACAGCCACAUGGAGAACAUUUCGGGAGUCGAGUUAGUGGAGGCCGCCCCUUCCUACCGAAUGCUUACUCAAAUGGAUGUGGUCCGGUUCUUGAAGGACCAUUUCUCCGAGAUGGAAGGCAUUGCAACACGCUCCAUCAGGGAGUUAGGGGCGGUCAGUCGACAUGUCUAUGCGAUCACGGACCGAACCAAAGUUAUCGAGGCCAUCAAGUGCAUGAGAGCCGCUAUGAUUAAUGCUGUUCCCAUAGUUGCCUCAGAGGAAUUCGAGCAUGAUCACAGCCAACUUUUGGAUCUAGAAGGCGAGGGUCGGAAGCUGCUGGGCACAUUUUCGGCAACUGAUUUGAGAGGGUGUCACUUGGCCACGCUGCGGUCCUGGUUGUCCACGACGGCGCUGGACUUCACCGAGAAGAUCUCGAAGAGCCCUCUAUACGCCGCCACCGCCGCCCCGGGGGAGGGGGGCACGAGGCCGAGAGAGCCCGUGACUUGCACCGACGGGUCGUCCCUUGCGGAAGCAAUGGACAAGGCAGUGGAUAAGCACGUGCAUAGGGUCUGGGUUGUGGAUCAACAGGGGUUGCUCACCGGCGUGGUUUCACUCACUGACAUGAUCCGAGUGUUGAGGGUUGCAAUUUUGUCCGCUUAGCGUGCGCAUGAUCAAGACAAGAAAACUAACGUUAUGUACCUCGUUGUAUCCACGAGGAACAAAGACUAGAAAUAAUGCCCAAAAUUUCUAAGGUCACAGUCUCUAUCAUUACUCAUUUGUGCUUAUCGAGUC